AUGGUCCGCGCAGCGGUCUUAGCUGUUGCCGCCGCAGCUUUCGCCGCCGCGCCUGUUGCCAUCGGUCAGCAUAUCUUUGACGUCUGGGCGACCACCUGGGAGAGGUCAAACCUCUUCACAUAUACCAACUUAGACUCGAGCCCCAUUGACUUCGUGUCGCCGGGUGCCACAGGCGACGCGGACAUUGUCGUCGAUGACACAAACGUCCUGCAGAGCAUGGCCGGCUUCGGGGCGACCCUCACGGACUCCUCGGCUCAGCUCUUGAACAACUUGAAGAGUCAGAACCCCGAUAAUUAUUGGGCUGUAAUCAACAAGCUGUUCGAACCAACCGACAACGCCAACGCGGGCUUGUCCUACCUUCGAGUGCCGCUUGGUGCUUCUGACUUCUCGGCCAGUGUAUACAGCUUCGAUGACACCUCCGGUGAUACGUCGCUGAACAACUUCAACAUCAAUGCGGCGCCUUCCUACCUCUUCUCGGUCAUCAAGGACAUCAUGAGCGUCAAUCAGUACUUGAAAGUACAUCUCCUACCUUGGUCGCCUCCUGGGUGGAUGAAGGACUCCGGUUCCAUGAACGGCGGAAGCUUCCUUGAUACCUAUAGCUCCACAUAUGCAAACUACCUCCUCAAAGCCCUCCAAGGGUUCCAGAGCAAGGGCAUCACAGCUUACGCGAUGGGGAUCCAGAACGAGCCCGAGAAUAACAACCCGACGUACCCGACGUGUCUCCUCAGCGCGGCGCAGGAGGCUGCGAUUGGCAAGACCCUCCGCUCGCUCAUGGACUCGAACGGCUUUUCGAGCACGAAGAUAAUUGGCUAUGAGCACAAUUGGAUCGACGCAGGCAGCUACCCCGUUACUCUCCUCCAAGACGCGCCAAAUGCCUUCGCCGGCGUCGCGUUCCACUGCUACGACGGCAACGUGAGCAACCAAGACACGUUCGAGAGUGCGUACCCCAACAAGGAGAUCUACUUCACCGAGUGCUCGGGCAAAUACGGCACCGACUGGUGGAGCGACAUCAAGUGGUACAUGGACAACGUCAUGAUCGGCGCCCCCGAGCAUUCCGCCAAGACGGGCAUGUUGUGGACGCUCACCCUCGACGGCAAUGGCCAGCCAGAGACCCCCGGCUCGGACAGCUGCAGCACGCCAUGCAGGCCCGUCGUGACCAUCAACAGCGACGGGAGCUACACCUUCAACCAGGAAUUCUACGCGCUCGCGGCGGCGUCCAAGGCGGUCACCCCCAAGGACUCCGGCGGGCCCUUCGCGCAGCGCGUCGGCGUCUCCGUCGGCGGCGGGACGUCCUGGGGCCUCCGCGUGGGCGCGUACGUCACCGCGCGCACGAACUCGGCCGACUGGCUGCGGUACUCGCUCGUCGUCCUCAACUGGGACGACAACGACAACAACACAUGGGACCCCCACCCGGUCAGCGCGACGAUCGAGUUCCGGGGCCAGCAGGCGGCGUACACGUUCCCCGUCGGGGUCACGACCCUCUGGUGGUACGCGGCGGACCAGGGCCACUCGCGGCGCGACGCGAACGCGACUGUCGCCGCCGACUCGGAGGGCGCGUUCGAUGGCGCCGCGUACGCGCAGACAGAGGGCGAGCAGCCGAGGCUGUUCCGCUUCCGCAGGACCGCCGCGUGAAGGCUGCCACUUCGCCGCACUUUGUUUGGACCGGAGAUUGGCAGUUGAGUUUCGACGUAUCGUCUCGUGUUGUGCAUGGUCUGGCGCGUUCCAGCCCCUCUUUAUUCGUGUAUUUGCUGUGCAUCCCUACACUAUUAGUAUGUACCAUCGCUCACC
Messenger RNA from Dichomitus squalens LYAD-421 SS1, 1788 nucleotides. Its product is annotated as glycoside hydrolase. The transcript has 11 exons. The coding region runs from base 1 to 1632 and encodes 543 amino acids. Gene Ontology annotation, biological process: glucosylceramide catabolic process. Lineage: Eukaryota; Fungi; Basidiomycota; Agaricomycetes; Polyporales; Polyporaceae. The record is from RefSeq and is a predicted model, not a curated record. Gene Ontology annotation, molecular function: glucosylceramidase activity.